Cornus florida is the source of this 717-nucleotide messenger RNA. RefSeq lists its product as uncharacterized. The record is from RefSeq and is a predicted model, not a curated record. The transcript has 2 exons. NCBI's taxonomy places the organism in Eukaryota, Viridiplantae, Streptophyta, Magnoliopsida, Cornales, Cornaceae. The coding region runs from base 1 to 717 and encodes 238 amino acids.
AUGUUAAUCGCUAGGAGAGAGUUUGCAGGGUAUGUUCAAGGACCAGCCCAAGAGCAGAAUCGACCAAUUGAGCAAGUCAAAAGAAAUCAAAAGCCGAAUCACCAUAACACUCAGCCCGUUCGAAUUAUAAAUGCCAUUCAUGGUCGACCUGAACGAGCCGAAGAGUCUGAAGAAUUGACCCGAACGCAUCUUCGACAAGCACAAAUGAAGAGACAAAUAGGCAGUGUUAACACUCUGCACCAACAAAGCUCAACAACGCCGAUAAGUUUGACAGUGGCUGAGUGUUUAGUACGAAGAGUGCUAAUUGAUCCGGGGAGUAGUGCAAAUAUCAUGCCAAUGGUCACUUUUGAUCGCCUAAAAAUCAAUCCAAAGGAGUUGAAGUCUACUGGAAACCCACUGUUGGGGUUUGAUGGCAAACGGGUAGAACCGAUCGGCACGGUGGCAUUGAUGGUCCGUGCAGCUGAAAGGAACCUUGUCGAAAGUUUCGUGGUGGUGGAAAUCCAUCCCUCUUACAAUCUGCUGAUGGGGAGGGGGUGGAUACAUAGGGUACAAGGAGUCCCAUCGACCCUACAUCAGGUGAUGAGAUGCAUAAGUCCAGAUGAGAGCAAGGUAAUAAAUAUCCAUGGAGAUCAGGUCGCAACAAAGGAGUAUUACUUGGUAACUCUGAAAGCUACAGGGAAGGGAAAAGCUCCUGCCCAGUCUGCUGAUGAGCAAUAG